GCAUCUUCAGUGGCUCAGUGCUAUAAAACUAACCAACGCGUAGAUUGAAUAUUUUGGAGUGAGAUUUACGUUUGAAGGUUUUGAAAAAGACGAAGACGAUGGAGGAACAACCAACCGCGACGGAGAUAGAAGAAAUUCGAACUUCAGCUGUCACGACGAUGCCGCCUCCUUCUCUGACGACGGGGUCACCUCACCAGGCUUUAGUGGAGAGACUCAAGGAUUACGGACAGGAAGAUGUUUUCGCUCUCUGGGAUGAACUUUCACCGGAAGAGCGAGAUCUCCUCCUCAGAGACAUCGAGAAUUUGGAUCUUCCAAGAAUAGAUCGGAUCACCAGAUGCUCACUUCACUCUCAAGGGUUGCCAGUGGCAGCAAUAGAACCGGUGCCGGAGAAGUGUGUGUCAACGGUUGAAGAAAGAACAAAGGAAGACAGAGAAAAAUGGUGGAGAAUGGGAUUGAAAGCUAUCUACGAAGGCAAAUUGGGUGUGGUGCUUUUAUCUGGUGGACAGGGGACAAGACUGGGAAGUUCAGAUCCGAAAGGGUGUUAUAAUAUCGGACUGCCAUCUGGGAAGUCACUUUUUCAGAUUCAAGCUGAGAGGAUACUGUGUGUCCAAAGACUUGCUGCUCAGGCAAUGAGUGAGGCAGGUUCAACUCGCCCAGUUACAAUACAGUGGUAUAUAAUGACCAGCCCAUUUACUCAUGAACCAACACAGAAAUUCUUCGACAGUCACAAGUAUUUUGGCCUUGAGCCAGAUCAAGUCACCUUUUUCCAACAAGGAACCUUGCCUUGCAUUUCGAAGGAUGGCAAGUUUAUCAUGGAGACACCUUUCAGUCUAGCCAAGGCCCCGGAUGGGAACGGGGGAGUUUAUGCAGCUCUCAAAUCGUCAAGGUUGUUAGAAGAUAUGGCUUCGAGGGGGAUUAAGUAUGUGGAUUGCUAUGGUGUUGACAAUGUUCUGGUUCGAGUAGCUGACCCUACUUUUCUGGGAUACUUCAUAGACAAAGGUGCAGCUUCUGCUGCAAAAGUAGUGCGCAAGGCAUAUCCACAGGAAAAGGUUGGAGUAUUUGUAAGGAGGGGAAAAGGUGGGCCUCUGACUGUAGUAGAGUACACAGAGCUUGACCAAUCUAUGGCUUCUGCAACUAAUCGACAAACAGGACGUCUUCAAUAUUGCUGGAGUAAUGUGUGCUUACACAUGUUCACUUUGGAUUUCCUUAAUCAAGUUGCGAAUGGGCUGGAAAAAGACAGCGUUUACCAUUUGGCGGAGAAGAAGAUUCCGUCUAUAAAUGGCUUCACAGAGGGACUGAAACUAGAACAGUUCAUAUUCGAUUGCUUUCCGUAUGCUCCUUCUACUGCACUUUUCGAGGUAUUACGGGAGGAAGAGUUUGCUCCAGUGAAGAACGCGAAUGGGUCGAAUUUUGACACACCGGAAAGUGCGAAACUCUUGGUUUUACGGCUGCACACACGUUGGGUCAUAGCAGCUGGUGGAUUUCUAACACAUUCUGUUCCUUUAUAUGCAACUGGUGUGGAAGUGUCACCAUUGUGCUCGUACGCGGGAGAAAAUCUAGAAGCGAUUUGUCGGGGAAGAACGUUUCACGCACCAUGUGAGAUCUCCCUCUAAUCUUCUUCUUGCUUUCUCUUAUUUAUUCUUGUAAUUUGGCCAUCUUCUAUAUUUUUCUUUUGGCUUGUUUCUCCUUUUUUUUUAUUGGUGUUUUGGGUCUCUAUAUAUGAACUGUAAUUGGCGAAGGUGGUCAUUAGUAGUCUCUCUAAAGUGUCACUCGUCAUUAUUGUAACAAUGGUCUCUUUAAAGUGUCACUCGUCAUUAUUGUUUCAUUAUUUACCAGACAUCUUGUUGUUAAAAA
Molecule: messenger RNA, 1854 nt
Organism: Camelina sativa (false flax)
Lineage: Eukaryota; Viridiplantae; Streptophyta; Magnoliopsida; Brassicales; Brassicaceae
Product: UDP-N-acetylglucosamine diphosphorylase 2-like
Biological process (GO): UDP-N-acetylglucosamine biosynthetic process
Molecular function (GO): UDP-N-acetylglucosamine diphosphorylase activity
Source: RefSeq, a predicted model, not a curated record